GACGCGGCGGUUUAUUGUGGAGGAAGCAGAAUCAUAAAGGUGUGUGACGUCACAUCCUCUGCCAACGGGUCACAGGAAAUAACAGAAACAGGUAUUCCCAGCUCUCUGCUCACUUUCCGGAGGCCAUGAGCUCCAAGCCUGAUGACGUCUUCUCCCUGACCAAAGAGGAGGAAGCAAGCGGGGUGACCGGCAGGAUAUAUAUUCCGAAGAUCAUCUCCCAGGGCCCAGCGAAGGAAUGGAUAGAGAGGCGCAGGCUCACCAUUCGACCCUGGGCCUCCUUCAUCGACCAGAAACGUUUCUCCCGGCCGAAGAACUUUGGCGAGAUGUGCAAGCGGCUGGUGAAGAACGUGGAGUACUUCCAGAGCAACUACGUGUUUGUGUUCCUGGGCCUGAUCGUGUACUGUGUGAUCACCUCUCCGAUGCUGCUCAUCGCCCUGGUGGUGUUUUUCGGAGCUUGUUACAUUGUUCACCUGCGGGCCUCCCAGUCUCGCCUUGUCCUGUUCGGUAAGUGCCCAUCCAGAUGCUUCGUCAGCGUCGAGUAGCUGCCUGCACCACCC
Chiloscyllium plagiosum (whitespotted bambooshark) is the source of this 557-nucleotide messenger RNA. NCBI's taxonomy places the organism in Eukaryota, Metazoa, Chordata, Chondrichthyes, Orectolobiformes, Hemiscylliidae. The record is from RefSeq and is a predicted model, not a curated record.